This is a messenger RNA of Rhododendron vialii, 568 nucleotides long. RefSeq names its product SKP1-like protein 1. Gene Ontology annotation, molecular function: cullin family protein binding. NCBI's taxonomy places the organism in Eukaryota, Viridiplantae, Streptophyta, Magnoliopsida, Ericales, Ericaceae. The transcript has a single exon. The coding region runs from base 104 to 568 and encodes 154 amino acids. Gene Ontology annotation, biological process: SCF-dependent proteasomal ubiquitin-dependent protein catabolic process. The record is from RefSeq and is a predicted model, not a curated record. Gene Ontology annotation, cellular component: nucleus; cytoplasm.
UUAGAAACUCCCCGUUCUUUUCCAUCACUCCAAAUAACCACUCCUGUUUCUCGCGCGUGCUAUCGAUUCGUUUUCAAUCAAAACAAGUUAAUUAACAACCACCAUGCCUUCGGAGAAGAAACUAAUUACCUUGCAGAGCUCCGACGGGGAGGUGUUCGAGAUCAGAGCUUCCGUCGCGGCCCAAUCCACGACCCUCAAGAACAUGAUUGAAGACGACUGCGUGUCCACCACCGUUCCUGUGCCCAACGUGGACGGGAAGACCCUCGCGAUGGUGAUGGAGUACUGCCAGAAGCACGCGGACUCGGAAUCCUACAAGGACGACGAGCAGCUAAAAACGUACGACGCCGAGUUCUUGGACACAGACCAGGAGGUUCUGUUCCGCCUGCUGUUGGCCGCCAACUACCUAGACGUCAGGGAAUUGCUGGACGCGACGUGUCAGAAAGUCGCCGACAUGAUUAAGGGAUAUACGCCUGAGGAGAUCAGGAAGACGUUCAAAAUCGCAAACGAUUUUACUCCUGAGGAAGAAGAGGAAGUUCGUAAGGAGAAUGCGUGGGCUUUCGAGUCAUGA